Cylicocyclus nassatus is the source of this 241-nucleotide messenger RNA. The record is from the annotation of a GenBank genome assembly. Lineage: Eukaryota; Metazoa; Nematoda; Chromadorea; Rhabditida; Strongylidae.
AAAAUGCAGCUGUUUCACCUCUUGUCCGCGCUUUUAGGUCCGCUCAUGCUUCUGCAAGCAACAAUGGGACAACAACAACAAUUUAAUGCAACGGGACAAGAAGACGAUGUCGUUACUCAAGGCAUUGGCAGUGUGUUAGGGAAAAUUGGCAGAUGGUUCCUUCCAAGUAUUUUUGGAGGUGGAGUUCAAGGAAUCAUGGACUACUACGGAAAUAAACAUUGACAGUUCCCACAUCAUUCUG